Molecule: messenger RNA, 4866 nt
Organism: Dacryopinax primogenitus
Lineage: Eukaryota; Fungi; Basidiomycota; Dacrymycetes; Dacrymycetales; Dacrymycetaceae
Exons: 16
Coding region: 1-4842 (1613 amino acids)
Source: RefSeq, a predicted model, not a curated record
AUGUGUACGUGUACGAGGAGAGUCACGGGACCUCCUCCAGGGAUCGAGCGGUGGACAGACGGAAAGCAUUGGUCCGCGAGCCGCUCAAAAGAAAACUUCCUGUUCUACGAAGAGAAUAGCUUGGGGAGCGAGGAUCCUGAUGCGCAACAACCCAACACUGAGCCCGGCAGCUCACCCGAUUCUGAUGAACCAAAUGUCGCCGUCAUCGAUUACAUAACGUCCUCGGACGCACCGGGUAGACUCACAAAGAUGACGUUCUUUUCCUGGGUCAAGCUCCCCAACGACCCACCCGAUCUCAUGCGAAAAUGGCUACUCGUGUCCUACUGGCAAAUGCCGCAUGUCAAGACACUGGCCAAGGCGUACGAGCUCGAGAUACUCCUGGAUCACGAUAUUCCCAGAGGCAUGUUCUUCACUUCCCGCGCUGCAAGGAACAAGCAACAAGACUUGCCAGCCGCGGGGACUGCAUACGACGUCGUCCUUCGGCGGCCGACUGACCUGGACGCGCUUCGUUGGAGGAAACAACAAUACUACGCGUCUGGACGACCAGGCCCUUUGCCUGUUGGGCCUGGAACAAGGCCAGACGAUGUCCCCGGCAUCUACGCUGGCGGCGGUCCCUGGCUUCCUGGCGGACAGCCUCAAAGCCCAAGCGUAACCGACGCAAGAUUCAGGUAUCACGACCAGCACCAGCGGACAUUCCCUCAUCACCAGACGUGGCGGGACGAGCUGGAGGACAUCCCCAUCACAGAACGACCACCUCAUUGGCGGCCUAAUGCUGGUGGUGCCCAAGGCGGAGGGAGCAAUGCCCUGCUCACGCCAGGGUCAGACCACGCCUCUCCCCUAACCUUCGCCCACCGCCAGCUCCCCUUCAACCCCCCGUCCUCAUCCGCACGGGUCACCCUCCCAUGCCCUCCCCAACUACUCUCCAUCCCAUACUACACCCGGUGUGCCCCCCCACCCCCCCAUCCCCCCCACCCCCCAACCCAGCGCACCAACCCCGCCCGCGAUACAUCACUGAGCUCGCACUCUCCUGCAUCCCAGCAGGCGAACGCCGCCUUCCGCCCGUCAACCUCGAUCGUCCCGGUUCAGCUCUCGUGCCAGGAAGAGGUCUGGCUCACAAACAACACUCUUGUGGCGAACUAUUGCGCCCCGUGUCGCCAUAAUUUCAACCGCGCCUGCGACCUCCGGAGGCAUGUCGAGACGAUCCACGUGAAGGGGGAGCGUGGGUUCCCCUGCACCUGGCCCGGCUGCACCCAGAUCCUGAACAGGAAGGAUGUCCUCCAGCGCCAUGUGAGGCGGCAGCACGAGGGCAAGCAGAAGAAGGGGAAGGGGCUGCAACCUCGAGGAGUCACUGUGAAAGGACAGAUGAAACUACCUUCCUUUAGAGAGGUUGUGCUCAGGGCUGAUCGUGCACGAGCACGGAUGGAUGUGGGGUUCGCACUAGGGAUAGUCGCACGUAUCUACCGUGAGCUCGACCCCAACCGCCCUCACCGCACCUACAAGGUCCAACGCCUAGCCUCCGAAUCCCCCGCCAACAGGCUGUUGGUGCCCCCAAGCGGGCGUGCCGACCUGCUCUUCGCGUUUUUCGUACGCACCAACAGCUCCGAUCCCCGCAAUAACAGGGCCCCGGGCUCCCUUCCUCGUCCUCCGCCAGCCCUCCCAAGCGCGGCCCCGGUUGAGAAGGAGGCGAGGGAGAAAUCGUCGAUCGCAGACCUCGUCGCCCUGGCCAGGGUCCUUGGUCCGCGUCCAGCGCUGCCCAUGCCCGCUCCAACCCUAAAACCAAGGCCAUACCCUAACCCUGAGCCGCGUCGGACAGGUGAAAAAUGGAGGAUUGGGUGCCUCUUGUCUGUCUCGGACAUGGCUGCUUUUUCUUCUGCAAGCUGGCUGCCCAGAGAGCUUGCGUUUGGGUUCGCCUUUCAAAACGGUUUUACAUUGCCGUCAAAUGCUGACAUGGAAACAGGUCCGUCUUCCCAGACGUUGACGGACGACGGCAGUCUCAGUUCACGCGCUUCGACGCCUCUCACCUCUCUUCCGUCCUCACCAAGCAGCCAGGCCGCUCUUGGACCGGAGGAUGAGGGUGGCACUGAACUUGAAGGCAUCUUCGCCAAGCCUAUUCCGACCUCCGUGGAUCGCUCGAACGCAGUGCUUCAGCAAUACUUCUACGUGACCCUCCUGCCAUGGCGCGUCGCUGUCUGUAUCGUCUGCCAUCUUGCCAUCGAGCCGAAGCAGGCAUACCGUCAUUAUGCUGAGCAUCUCUGUCGCUCCCGACGCCCUUUCAGGGACAAGAUCGCCUUGGACGCAGCAAUGACGGAGCUCGCUCUUCAAGAUGCGCAACUCGAGAUCGCUCCUCUCGUCUAUGCGCGCUCAGGCGCCAUCUACGCGAGUAUCAUGCGCAUGAGACCGCAUCCCGGCAAGGCUCUCUCACCUGCCUGUCUCGUCCUGUGCAAGCCCAACAUCGUUUUGGCAGGCGUAAUCAGCCUGGCUACAACGCUCUCGAGGUUGCACGUCCAAUCCGAUCAGCUAUGCUCCCUCUAUGACGGGCAUCCUCAAGAAAAUGGACCCGCUCAGGACCCAGCAUGCGAGCUAGAUCUCAAGGUGCUGCAUGCGCUCGCUGAAGUGCAAUACAGCAAACCGGAUGAAUGGCUUCGACCGCUCUCCAAGAUCGCCAAUGGCCAGUUCGAGCAGAGCCGUGAACGAGCGGCCAGCUACAUCUGCCAGUUGCUUCUGUCUGCGAUACGUCUGCGGUCCGAUCCAGAGCGCCAUCCCCAUCUUGAUCUCUUGCUCAACGACCGACAAAACGAGCUAGUCGGCAAUCUCACCGCGAUUCUCCGAUCCAUCGAGCCAGUCAACGAGCCGGCCGCGCGUGAAGCGGUGAAGGAGCUGUUGCACUCGAUCAUCACCACACGAGCACACAACACUGGUCUCGCAUCGUAUGCCGUCGAGCGAUGGCUCAUUCUGCUCUCCCUCCGCCCGGACGGAAGCUGGAGGACCGUCGAGGCGAUUGGACCCAUCAUCGGCUACCUGAUGCAUGUCGUCCGCGACCUCCUUGCCCUGCACAUCUUCCUCGAGGCCGGCACUUCACGCGGACGUCAGCUCGACAUAUGCACCCAGAUUCGCCCCUGUCACACCGACGGCGAGCCGUACGCGUGGCAUUGCCUCAGCACGCUCGGAGGCCUGAUCAACUCCAUCGCAUCAAACAACCCGGCCUGGCCAAACGCGAUCUGGUCGGAUGGAGGCAAGUCAAUCUGGUACAGCGAGGUCACCUUGUCCCUUGAAGCUCUCCGCGCUGGCAUCGUCAACAUCGUGUCUGCCACCGAGCGCGACUUUGAAGCUCUGGCGCAUGCGAAGCAAGACAUCGGUUACUCGUUCUUGACCGAUCCUGCCAACGUGAACAUGCUUCAAGCUAGAGUGCACCUUGGCCUGAUCAACGACUUGAUUGAGCUCGACAUGAGCCGUGUCCGCCGUGCUCCCCCGCUCAUUCGCCUCGGUGAACUUGAAGCAGACGCACGAUCCGGUUGUGCCGGGUGGGCGUGCGCGAGCCCCGGCCGCGACUGGGCGGGGAGUGAGAUCGCGAGCGAGCGGAAGGGGGAGGGGACGCCGCGCUUCCGCCCGAGGCCGUCGCAUUCGUCCACUGAGCCGACCUGUUCUUCCUCUGCUCGACGGAUGGCACGGCGAUGGACACGAACCAUCGGGGUGGCCCAUCCGGCUUCGUGCGCGUCGAGCGGAAAGCCCGAGGGGCGGUGGUGCUCGUCUACCCCGAGUACUCUGGCAACCGCCUCUAUCAAGCAUUCGGCAACCUCGUCCUUAGCCCAACCCGCGCCUGGGUAUGGUCGUCCCCGACUUCCUCUCCUCCAACGUGCUGUAUUUGACGGGCGAAGCGACGCUGCUGGUCGGGGAGGAGGCGAGUUACUCCCCUUCGGCCAGCUCGCCGGCCCCGGCCUCCCGGGCGCAGCGGGAGCAGCCGGCGUCGACUUCUGGCCGUACGAGCCGCCCGUACCCCCCCCCCUGGCAACGGAAGGCGCCCUCCCUGACGGCAGCGACGCGCAGCUCCUCUUCGCCCACCUCAUCUCACGCACCCUCCUCACGCCCUCCUCGCCCGCUUCACCUUCUCCCUCCACGCUCCGCCUGUGCGCAAGCUCUGCGGCAAGCUCGUCACGCCUGGCGUACCUCCACAUGAACGAUGCGGACCCGCCCGAGCCUCAACGACGACUACAUAACCACGUUCACAUCUCCGCUCCCUUUAUUCUCCCCUCUGCCCUCCACUUCAAGCAAACCCCGGCGCUCCGCUCCUCCCUCCGUUCUGCCGCCCAGCACGCCAGCCAGCAGACGAUAAUCGAGCACGGUGGCACGCUCGAAGUGACCGUCCAGCUGCACGAGCCCGUGACACGCUUCCUGUGGGACGUCGACACCAGGGAGCGCAACCGGGAGCAUCGCGUGAUCGUUCCUGUGCGGACGUUCGUGAGGGACAACAACUUCUGGCUGCCUUUGCCUGGAACUACCCUUGUCCUUGACGGCACGGGGAAGAGCGGCGUAGGAGAGGGUGAAAAGGGAGAUGCGGGGGAGAAGCAAAAGAGGAAGGAGUUGGGGGAGGCGCCAGCCCGUGCCCGUCGCUGCGGGCGUGGGGGUGAUGUCCCUGCUCGCCCGAGCCACCCGGGUCCUUGCGGCCGAGGCACAGUUCCUCUUCCCAACGGACGCGCCAUGGAGCCUGUGGGCAGGCUCGCGGGGCGGACAUGGGUAUUCGUCACCGGCCUCCCUGGCUCCAACGCCACAGGCAACGCGCGGGGACAUAGACAGGGUGCAGGCGGACGGGGCGCGGGUGGUGCUGGGCCGGUUCACGAGCACUGAGGUCCUGGAGGUGCAGAAGCUGCU